Molecule: messenger RNA, 287 nt
Organism: Trypanosoma cruzi
Lineage: Eukaryota; Euglenozoa; Kinetoplastea; Trypanosomatida; Trypanosomatidae
Exons: 1
Source: RefSeq, a predicted model, not a curated record
AUGAUACCUGUUUCCGUGAAGAAACUGGAAGAGAGUGUCCAUGUGAAACACCGCAUCCGUAACGCCUUCAGUUUGUGGUGGUUGGGCAUGAUCAACAACUUCCAUUACACACUAGUGCUUGCUGGCUCGGACGGCAUUGCUGAAGGCUACGGCAUGAAGAAGUACGUGGCGCUGAUCACUUUUGCGAAUGUGUUUCUUUGGGAUCAUAUCAAAUUUUUCUCACGCCUUUGUGAUUCAGCGCCUGUCGUACAACAUUCGCGUGACAGCGGCGUCUCUGAUGACGACUG